Messenger RNA from Bombina bombina (fire-bellied toad), 2619 nucleotides. It is a transcript of the gene TOE1, whose product is annotated as target of EGR1, exonuclease. Lineage: Eukaryota; Metazoa; Chordata; Amphibia; Anura; Bombinatoridae. The transcript is spliced from 8 exons. The coding region runs from base 322 to 1923 and encodes 533 amino acids. The record is from RefSeq and is a predicted model, not a curated record. Gene Ontology annotation, molecular function: metal ion binding; 3'-5'-RNA exonuclease activity; snRNA binding. Gene Ontology annotation, cellular component: Cajal body; cytoplasm. Gene Ontology annotation, biological process: snRNA 3'-end processing.
GCUGUAGCUCUUCUGGCCAAAAUGAAUUCAGCAGUGUUUUUUCUCCUAGUAUAAACGAUGGAAGUAGCAUUUUGAAACUUUCUGGUUGGUUCAUUAUAGCCAGAAUGUAGGCGUGGGUAUCGCUGACAAGCCUCCAUACCAGCCAAUAGGCAGCUGCAUGACGGGACGUCACUGACAUGCGCCGGAAGAAGUGAAUUUGUUGAGCAGAGGAAGCUGAUUGACGUAAGGAAUGUAAUGGUUUAUCAUUUUAACGUUCUCAUGUGUCAUUGUUUUCUAGGUUGGUCGUUCACGUAAAGGAAAUGUGAAGAUAACCUGGUGACAAUGACAUGUUUGACGGUCCCUGUGAUUGAUGUCCAGAAUGAUAACUUUAGUGAGCUCUGGCCGUCUCUCCUGCUGGCUCUGAAAACAUCCGCAUUUAUAGCCGUUGAUACAGAACUAAGUGGCCUUGGCACAAGAAAGAAUCUACUUAACCAGUGCGUUGAGGAGAGAUAUAAAGCAAUAUGCCACGCUGCCAGAACACGUUCCAUUUUGUCCUUGGGUAUUGCUUGCUUUAAAGAACUGCCAGAAAAGGGGGAAAAUGCUUAUCUGUCCCAAAUCUAUAAUCUGACUCUGCUGUGUAUGGAGGACUACACCAUAGAGCCACAGUCAGUUCAGUUCCUUGUCCAGCAUGGCUUUGACUUCAACAAACAGUACUCUCAGGGGAUCCCUUAUCACAAAGGCAAUGACAAGGGGGACGAGAGUCGCGUGCAGAGUGUUCGCACUCUCUUUCUGGAGCUACUCCGUGCCAGGAAGCCCAUGGUCCUUCACAAUGGUCUCAUAGACUUGGCCUUCCUGUACCAGUGCUUUUAUGCUCACCUACCAGACAGUCUUGGCAAUUUCAUCGCAGACCUGUCAGAAAUGUUCCCAGCGGGAAUCUACGAUACCAAGUAUGCUUCAGAGUUUGAGGUUCGCUUUACCGCUUCCUACCUUGAAUACGUCUACAAAAAAUGCAAGCGUGAGAAUUGCAAGAGGAUGGAUUCUAGCAGCAAUCACUUGGCUAUUGAAUUUUGUCAUUAUCCAAGAAGUAUGUCUACUUACAUAGAUUACAGGAGCUGCUCGUUGCCAGACCCUGACCAGACCAGCUCACGUGCGGCACCGCUGCUUAUUUGUGAGAGAUUUUCGGCCUAUGGUUGGUGUCCAAACGGGCAGAAGUGCACACAGUCUCACAAUAUUGAUCUCAUUAUUGAGGAGGAUGAGAAGUCCAGAGAAGAACAAAGAAAAACGAAAUCUAAGAGGAAGCGUAAAAAGAUUGCAAAGCAAGCUGCUGACAAACACAUGAGCGUAGACAACACAGAAAGUGACCACAUGCUAGAAAUGGAGCCACCGAGUAAACAGCACUGUGAAGCAUCAGAUGUGGAUAUCUUUGCUGCUGACCAUGGCCUUGUGAAGGAUGUGACCCAGGAAACGGACGGCGGGACAGAGGAGGAGAUGCCGAUGACCAGGGACCCAGAUCAAGGAGAAGGAACUGAUUUACAUAAUGAAAGUUUACCCACAGAUGUUUCUUACGAGAGUUCCAUAAACCAGGAUCCAGUGGGCAAUGAAGAAGCUGCCCCAGUAUUACAUCCUGGUGAGACCAAGAAAGACUUGGGAGCAAACUCUGUUGUUGAACCAGCACAUGCUGAGGGGAAAAACUCCAAGUCCUCUGAGGGUGGUAUCCACAGAGCAGGGUUUGAUGCCUUCAUGACUGGUUAUAUCAUGGGAUAUGUGUGUAUGCUAAAGAAAGGAGUAAGCAAAGGCUCGUCUGCAGCCAAGUGUCUCCCAGACUGUCACAAUAAGGUGUAUCUAAGUGGGAAGAAUCUCCCCCUGCAAAUCGCAAAAAGUGUUUUCUCCAAAUCAUCCAGAGCGCACAUGCUGAAGAUGAGGUUGUUGUCAGAAAGUGGUUAAUAACUCCAAACAAUAACAAGCUGAGCCGUGCACAAGUUACAUGUUUACAGUCGUGUUAGAGUUUUAGGUUCUUUUUUUAAACAAUGAAAUUUGCUCUAUAUUCCAAGCCAUAUGCAACAAUCUGUUGUAACGUCAAAUAGCUGGUGAUGAUGAGAGUGUUGACCUUUGCACAACUACAUAAAAACAACAAUCUGAUGUGUUUGUAAUUUUGGUGAGGGUUGAGUUAUGUACCGGCUGGCCCUUUAAGCUAUUUUAUGCUGACAUUCUUCUAAAACUGCCAUUGCCAAGUGUUUGUGUCAUUGAUGUAAAUUUCACCACCUGAGUCCUUUAUGUUUGAAUAAGUAAAUGUAUGCCUUGCUUAGAAAAGGGGGCAUACUAGUAAAAGUUAUUUAGGCUUGGGGUAAAUGGCAUAAGAGAAUGUAGAGCCAGUUUUUAUAGUCUUUAGAAAAAAACCUACAACUGUCCUGCUUUUUGGAUACAUCUGUGCUUGAUCUAGGUCACUUGUGUUUCAGACAUAAAUCUACUUCUGUGGACAAUGUUGUAGAAUAUGCUAGAACUGUGCGCACCCAACAUAGUGUACUGGACUUUUAUAAUCAGACCUUUAGUUAAGUUUUAUUUGGUUAAAUGUUCAGUUUGUUUCAUUUCCUGAAUUAUCAGUUCAUGGCCUGAUAUUAAAUGAAUAUUUCCUUUCCACAA